This is a messenger RNA of Anarrhichthys ocellatus (wolf-eel), 3826 nucleotides long. RefSeq names its product elongation factor-like GTPase 1. Bases 979 to 2097 code for a protein of 372 amino acids. The transcript is spliced from 4 exons. NCBI's taxonomy places the organism in Eukaryota, Metazoa, Chordata, Actinopteri, Perciformes, Anarhichadidae. Gene Ontology annotation, biological process: cytosolic ribosome assembly. Gene Ontology annotation, molecular function: GTPase activity; ribosome binding. The record is from RefSeq and is a predicted model, not a curated record. Gene Ontology annotation, cellular component: cytosol; ribonucleoprotein complex.
UAUGUAUGUAUGUGUGUGUGUGUGUGUGUGUGUGUGUGUGUGUGUGGUUGGAGGAGCUCAGCCCGACAGAAAGUGCUGAGCAGAUGCUGCAGUGUGAUAAUAAAUGACAUCAAAAAACUUUAAAAAGGACAAAUAAAAAGCACCAGUAUCGUCGGGGCUUAUCAAAUUACAAUCUUUAAUAAUUUACCACCGGGUCUGUUUAUUACCGGGUUUUGGAAUGCAUCCCUACCUUCAGAUGACGUAAAGCGCGAAAAGGCUCUCUAUAGAUCCAGCGUUGGUUUGUCCGUUCUGAGCUGCCGUAGCAACAUGGCGGGUAAAGAUGGCGGACUCCGUGAAGACGACCCACUCUAUGUAGAUAUAAAUGUAUUUUUCUAAGCUAAUGAGACACUACGAAUCUUAGUUUAAGGUGAUUAUACACUGAUUAAAGCAUAGUUAUGAAUAUUAUAUUCCAUUGCUGCCAAUUAAUCGCCCUAAAUGUUACACACUGUUCCUUUAAUGAUUGAGAGGAAUGGCACAAAUCAUGGGGAAAAUGUAAUAUCUGUAAACAUACCCAAGUUGUUUGUUUUCAACAAGCACAGAUUGUGUUGAGUUAAAACAUAAACGGAGAUUAAAGUUACGAGAAGAAAGUGAAACACUCUAGUUUACUGAAACAAAGCUUAAAGAUCACAACUUUAGUUUUCCAAAUAUUGCACAAUUUCCUCAGGUUUUUAUGAUACCACUUCAGCCUGUUGGAUGAAACUCCACAUACACUGUCCCAUGACUGCAGCUAUCCCCUUUUGGCUUUUAUUCUCGCUAACCAGGGAGCGAUUCACACCUGCAGCCUAUAAUACUGAUAACUAGUGUUUGAUAGAAAACCAGCUUGAAGUGAUUUGUAAAAACACAUUUUUAUCAAAUGAUUGAAACUAUAAUGAAGACAUUGAAGCGACAGAUGUGUAAAGUGUAGUAAUUUCACUAUUUUAUGAAACCUUACCACUUGCCAUGUUUUCCCUGUCAGAAGUGACCAGUCUGUUGGAGAGAAGCGCGGAGCUGAUUCGGACCCUGGAGCAGAUAAACAUGUCCCUGAGGGAGGGGAAGAGUCUGGACAUCAGCCACAGGACCCUGGAGGCCAUCACUGGAUUCAAGGCCCAGCUGGAGAGCCUGCUGCAGGGGAGGAAGUGGAGGAAUGCUGUGGAGCAUGUCUGGGCCUUUGGGCCUCGCAGGUAUGGGCCCAACAUUCUGCUGAACAGUGUGGAGGGCUACCAGCGGCCUUCAGUGUGGCAGUGUUUGGACAGGGGAGUGAAAGCUGGCGAGGCUGGAGCUCAGGCCGCUGUUAUACGGGACUUGGAUAACAGCAUAGUCAGUGGCUUCCAGCUAGCCACUCUGUCAGGGCCCAUGUGUGAGGAGCCCCUGAUGGGAGUUUGCUUCUCCGUGGAGAAGUGGGACAUCCAGUCUUCAGCCCCCCCACAACAUCAGGACUCCUUGGAGGAGGACUCCAUAUCCCAUGGGACUUUAGAAGACAGCAAAGUGGAAGGCAGCAGUGAGACACUGGCGGAGGGUACGACAGACAGGCCGCUCCAGGCCAGGCACAGGCCAGGGGCUGCCUCAGCAGACUGCUACGGGCCAGUCUCCGGCCAGCUGAUCGCUGCCAUGAAGGAGGCCUGCCGUCACGCUUUCCAGGCUCAGCCCCAGAGACUCAUGGCAGCCAUGUAUACCUGCGAGAUAAUGGCCACUGCUGAUGUGCUGGGCCGGGUGUAUGGUGUACUGGGGAAGCGAGAGGGUCGCGUCCUCCAUGAAGAGAUGAAGGAAGGGACGGGCAUGUUCAUCAUCAAGGCCGUUCUGCCUGUGGCUGAGAGCUUUGGAUUUGCCGACGAGUUCCGCAAGAAGACCAGCGGCUUGGCCAGUCCACAGCUGGUCUUCAGCCACUGGGAGGUGAUCAGCAGUGAUCCAUACUGGGUUCCCACCACAGAGGAAGAAUACCUGCACUUCGGGGAGAAAGCCGACUCUGCAAACCAGUCCCUGAAAUACAUGAAUGCUGUCCGCCGCCGCAAAGGCCUCUACGUAGAGGAGAAGAUAGUGGAGCAUGCAGAGAAGCAGAGAACACUCGGCAAGAACAAGUAGAGAGAAAACACACAGAAGAUCCCUCCAGGAGCAGCUCCUCCAGUCUGGCUGAGAGACACUGCUGACAUCCAUCCAGGACUGCAGACAUGCUGUACACAUGCUAUAGGUCCUGAAUGAGUCCUAAAACCCAGACAUGAGUCGGCAUUUUUGCACCUCCGGUUCGCUCGUCUCGACGUCUAUGGUUCUUUUUGUGUGUUUUUGGUUGGAUGUCUGAAAUAAGGUCCGUGGUAAACACGAGCUGGAGACAUUCUAACGAAACAACAAAAAUACAACUUCCCAGCACUGCUCGAUUCUCAACCAAUGGUUGGCCUCAGAACGCCAUCUAGUGGGCAGUACUGACAAAUGGUUAGAUUACAUUUAAAACCAAUAUUUUUGGGUUAUACACAGCUGUUCAUUUUUAUUUCUCAAUGUGCUCAAGAAUUCACAAAAAUAAAAAUAGUCAAAUUGAAAUGCUUUAUUCGGUCAUCCGAACACAUCAUCUGGUAGGCAAACGGGUUCUAGCACUGUUAGCUAACGUUCCAUCGGAUGCAGUCACGCAAAAAGGAUCGGUUGUUGAAAUGAAAAAGUGAUGGACACAACCUGCACUAGUAAACGGGAGGCAGUGAUGGUGGGGGUAAGCAGAAUAUUUAUUUUGGUUACUGCUCAGUUUAUUAAUUCUCCGUUUUAUCAUGGUAUGUUUUUUCUCCUUUAUGUGGGAAGGUGGUUCUCUUAACUUGUUUAACAAUCAGAAGUGUAUUUUCAAAGAGACCCUCAUCUCAGCAGCAGUGGAGCUGCAGUUAGUCUUACUGUUUAGUGGAUUAGUGGGGGUGAAUAUGUACAUAUUGAGAGUAAAAUUUGUAACAAAAAGUCUGCUAACUUUCUGUAGAAAUCUAAUUGUUUUCAUUAGUUUUUAAAGCAGAAAGAUAGCAUACAGUAAAUACUGACCAAUUAAAUGGCCCCAUUGGAUGGUCAAUGAUAAGUUAAAUAAACAAAUGUGUUGGAAUUUGAUUAUGAACAUUAUUUCUCAUUGCUUUACAGAUUUACUGUUGUAUGACAUGGCUUCGAUCCCCAAGAGUGCUCAGUUUCCCCCUUAAAAGUGUUGGGGGCCAUUGCUGGGGCAGAAGAAAUCUGAGAUUUUAAGAAUAUAGUUAAUAUCGAAAGUUACCGAAGCACUGACAGACAACUGAGAAAAAGAAAUUCUAUCUCUGGAUAGAAAUGUAUUUUAAUGUGUACUAAUCUGUCGUUAAGGAAAACAGGAAUGGGAUGUGUCUGCGACGCAUCGGUAAGUCUUUGAACAGUUCACACUUGCGUUUGAGCGCCGAGCCAAUGCCGUUUUUCCUCUGAUCUGGGCUUUUGUCGGUGAGCGGUAAAGCAGGGCUGAACUAGGCAUUGGCAUGAAACCUGCAGAGCACUAACAUUCCCUCAGUGAGUGUUGGGGCGACGUCAUGCAGCUCAUUCUUUGUCCACGUUAAGGCGGUGUUUCUUAAAGAGGAAAAAUGUUAACGUUAUACUAAACAUUGACUUUUUUUAUCAAAUAAAAUCUCUAUUCUCAUCACCCUUUUUUCCCCAUGGCAAUAGCGGCACAUGUAGAUGCAGCGACCGGUAGCUACAAUGUACUUUGCUACCUUUUUGGUUUCAUUAUUUGUCUUUUUGUGUUUAUUACCUGAGCACUAACUAUAGCCCGAACUAUAAACCUGAGCCAGCAGCCCUAACUAUAAACCUGAGCCAGCAGCCCUAACUAUAGACCUGA